Papilio xuthus (Asian swallowtail) is the source of this 1940-nucleotide messenger RNA. RefSeq names its product Bromodomain containing 7/9. NCBI's taxonomy places the organism in Eukaryota, Metazoa, Arthropoda, Insecta, Lepidoptera, Papilionidae. Gene Ontology annotation, cellular component: nucleus. The transcript has 12 exons. The record is from RefSeq and is a predicted model, not a curated record. Gene Ontology annotation, biological process: regulation of transcription by RNA polymerase II. Bases 150 to 1907 code for a protein of 585 amino acids.
CAAAUUUGACAGCGACAAAGCCACAAGCAAGCCAUCUCAAAUUAGUAAAUAAGAAAUUUAUUGUAUUUUCUUUAAAUAAGACUAUAUUUUGAUUAAAAUCCAAGGAUUUAGUUGUACAAUAUAAUUUAAUUGUGUUUUAAUAGAAGAAAAUGGACGACGUUGAAAAAUUAAGUUGUAAAGAGGAAAUAGUAGAUCUGAGUGACAUGGAGCAUUCUGCUAACGACGAGUCGAAGGAAUCUGAGGAGAAAUCUAAAAAAAGAAAAAGGCGACGCCGUGAAAUAGAUAUGAUAAAGUUAUCAGAUGAUGAUGAAACAGAUGAUGAAGUUUCUGGAAAGAAGAUGAUAAGAAGGUUAAGUCCAGUCCCCAAUUCACCAGCCUCGCAUAGAGAGCCUCGCACUUGUGUGUUAAAGGCCAGUCAGAAGCGUCGUCCCCUAUCCCGUCUGCUGGAGCAGCUGCUGCGGAACUUGGAAAAGCGAGACCCACACCAGUUCUUUGCAUGGCCGGUUAAUGACAACUUUGCCCCUGGAUACUCCUCCAUCAUAAGGCGGCCUAUGGACUUCUCUACUAUUAAACAGAAGAUAGAUGACAAUGAGUACAAGUCACUCAAUUGUUUUAUUAGUGACUUCAAGUUGAUGUGCAACAAUGCAAUGAAGUACAACAAGCCGGGCACGGUGUACCACAAGGCGGCGCGCCGGCUGCUGCACGCCGGCCUCAAGCAGCUCACGCCCCACAAGCUGCGCCCGCUCGGUGACAUCCUCACCUACAUGUACGAGAUACCCAUCCGAGAACUCGGCUUUGACAUCGGGAAAAUGGAUGUUCACAAGGUGCUGAAGCGGAGCAGCCCCAUCAAGAGCGGCGGGUCGGAGGCGGAGGUGGUGUCCGACGGCGGGCUGGACCGACCCGACGUCGACAGCGGCGACUGCGGGGACAGCCUGAAGAUACAGAUGGAGGCGGCCAGGGAGCAGCACCGCAAGCGACUCGCUAAGAAAGCAUUUCCGCGCAUGGACGGCGAGGGUAAGACGACGCUGUGCCUGGUGACGAGCACUGUGGAAGGCGGCGGGGGAGGUGGCGGCGGGGAGGAGCGGCCGCUCACACUGGCCCGGUACAUCGGCAAGCUGACACAGGGCACCGGCACACUGCACACUCCCCGCGAGGACCGGCGCAACCUCGCCAAGUGCGUGAAGCCGCUCAACUACGGCCCCUUCGGAUCAUACGCGCCCUCAUACGACGGCACAUUCGCCACACUCACCAAGGACGAGACGCACCUCGUCUACCACACGCUGCCGUACGAGAUGGGUCAAGGCAACGAGGAGCUGCUGCGGUUCGCGCCGGACUCGCCGUGGGCCGCCAUCUAUGACAUGGAGGCCAUGUUCCCCGACCGCAAGGUGCUGCCCGACCCCGCCCCCGCCCCCGCCUCCGCCCCCGCACCUGACGACAACGAUCUGUCGAAGGUGAAGGUGGACGUGGAGGAGCUGCGCAGCCUGGCGGCGCUGGGCAUCGACGUGGACUUCCUCGCGGACAUAGAGGAGGAGCUGGCGGCCGCGCAGCACGACUACGGCAUCUCCGCCGCGCUCCGACACACGCACCACCUCAUAGUGAAGCUGGAGAAGGAGCAGCGGGAGAGACUGUCGCAGCCGCCGCCGUGGCACCUGUCGCUGUGCGCGCGUGCGGGCGCGGGCGAGCGUGCGGCUGCGCGUGCGCUGGCGGGCUGGCUGCGCGGCAUGGUGGCGCGCGUGCCGCCCCGACACGUCGCGCCCACACUCGCCAUCCGCAGGGCGCUCGGCGUCACACUCGAACAUCUCGACACGCCGCUGGCUGUGGACGACUUCGAGCUGGAGGUGGCGGAGGGACGGGAGGGACGCGACACCUCCGACCCGGAGUCGCGGCACUCCGCCUCCAGCCAGUAGAUAUAUACAUAGACAAUAUAUACUUCAAUGUUA